AUGACCUUAAAGGGGCAGCAAAAUUCUCAAGCGGGGCCUCACAAGUGCGAACGAGUUAACCCUUCGACGGGAAAGCCCUGUAACACUAUUUUCUCUCGGCCCUAUGAUCUGACUCGGCACGAGGACACGAUUCACAACCCCAAGAAGCAGAAGGUACGCUGUCCGCUGUGCACCGAAGAGAAGACGUUCAGCAGAAAUGAUGCAUUGACUCGGCAUCUUCGAGUUAUUCAUCCAGAUCAGGUGGAUAUGUCGAAGAGCCGGGCUGGUAGGGAGUCUUGA
Molecule: messenger RNA, 279 nt
Organism: Hyaloscypha bicolor E
Lineage: Eukaryota; Fungi; Ascomycota; Leotiomycetes; Helotiales; Hyaloscyphaceae
Exons: 2
Coding region: 1-279 (92 amino acids)
Biological process (GO): regulation of transcription by RNA polymerase II
Cellular component (GO): nucleus
Source: RefSeq, a predicted model, not a curated record